Pelecanus crispus (Dalmatian pelican) is the source of this 394-nucleotide messenger RNA. Lineage: Eukaryota; Metazoa; Chordata; Aves; Pelecaniformes; Pelecanidae. The record is from RefSeq and is a predicted model, not a curated record.
AUGGGACUGUUGGUGUUUAUGCGUAACCUGCUGCUAGCCCUCUGCCUCUUUCUGGUACUGGGAUUUCUCUACUAUUCUGCCUGGAAGUUGCACCUUCUCAGAUGGGAGGAUUCAAAUUCAGUGGUUCUUUCCUUUGACUCCGUUGGACAUACAAUAGGCUCAGAAUAUGACAAACUGGGCUUUCUCCUGAACCUGGACUCAAAAUUGCCUCCAGAAUUGGCAUCAAAGUAUGCAAAUUUCUCUGAGGGAGCAUGCAAGCCUGGUUAUGCAUCAGCGCUCAUGACUGUCAUCUUCCCAAAAUUCUCGAAGCCGGCACCAAUGUUCUUGGAUGAUUCCUUCAGGAAAUGGGCACGUAUCAGGGACUUUGUACCCCCUUUUGGAAUUAAAGGACAAG